ACCCAGGUCUUGCUAUGUUGCCCAGGCUGGUCUUGAGCUCCUGGCCUCAAGCAAUCCUCUCACCUUGGCCCCCCACAGUGCAAGGAUUACAGGUAUGAGCCACCAUGCCUGGCCCCUACCCUGCCUAUUGAGAACCAAAAGAAGGAUCCAAAUUCUCCUUAGCUCAACUCGAGCCAUUUCCUGAUUGCUUCAUCAGCAAGGAGCUGGUUAUUGGGCUGUCCAGGCCUCCCAAGCAGCACAGAAAUGAGGUGAAGGAGUUUUCCUGCUGCUCCACUCUGUAAGGAGUUGGAGGGUGAUGUUUACUCGUUUGCAGAGAGAGAUGCCUUGUAGGCACCUCAGGAUGGAGAGGACCCUGAUUCCAAUGUCCUUUUUUUCUUUAGAAACAGGACCUUGCCCUGUCACUCAGGAUGGAGUUCAGUGGUCCAAUCAUGGCUCAUUGUAGCCUCAAACUCCCAGGCUCAAGCAAUCCUACCAUGUCAGCCUUCCCAGUAUCUGGGAUUACAGAUGUGGAUGGAAGAUGAGUCUCUCUUUUUUGAGAAUUGACUGACCAAGGCCCAGCUAUGUCACCUGGUUGACUAGAUACAGAAGUCAUCACUGUUCCUCGUUGUCAAGCAGAAGCCACUCUCUUGGGACCAUUCAUAAGCAGGAGACAUCAACACCGUGACACAUGCCAGUGCCACCGCCGCCACCACCUCCUCUGCCUCCCCCUCCCCCGCCUCUGGGGGUUCCUCCCCCUCCCCCACCAUCAGCACCCCCGGUAAGCACAGACACCUCCAGCUUACAAAGGGCAGAUCCGAAAGGCCGGAGUGCGCUGUUGGCUGAUAUCCAGCAAGGAACUCGCCUGCGCAAAGUCACACAGAUCAACGACCGCAGUGCCCCGCAGAUCGAGAAUUCUAAAGGAACCAACAAAGAAGGAGGAGGUUCUGCAAACACACGAGGCGCGAGCACACCUCCCACCCUGGGAGAUCUGUUUGCUGGUGGCUUUCCUGUAUUGCGACCAGCAGGCCAGCGGGAUGUAGCAGGUGGCAAGACAGGGCAGGGCCCUGGCUCCCGCGCGCCCUCUCCCAGGCUUCCCAACAAAACCAUCAGCGGCCCGCUUAUCCCGCCUGCCUCUCCCAGGCUAGGCAAUACCUCCGAGGCGCACGGCGCUGCCAGGACAGCCCCGCCUCGCCCCAACGUGCCGGCCCCGCCCCCUCCCACCCCACCCCCUCCGCCUCCACCCUUACACCCGCCCCUUCCCUCUUCCUCCCCCAUCAAAACUCCGCUUGUGUCCCCACCUGGCCCAAUGACCAAAGGGAACCUCCCGGUGGUUGCACCCCCCGUCCCCUGUGCGCCACCACCUCCACCUCCGCCACCUCCCCCAACGCCACCCCCGCUGCCCCCGGCCUCGGUUCUUAGUGACAAGGCAGUGAAGCCUCAGCUAGCUCCCUUGCACCUCCCGCCCAUCCCGCCCCCGCUCCCUCUGCUCCCACCUUGUGGGUAUCCCGGGCUCAAAGCGGAGCCCGCCAGCCCUGCGCAAGAUGUGCAGGAGCCUCCCGCCCCGCCGCCCCCGCCGCCCCCGCUCCCCCCGCUCCCCCCUUAUGCUUCGUGCGCCCCGAGGGCUUCUUUGCCCGCGCCCCCUUUGCCAGGAGCUAAUAACAGCAGUGAAACCCCACCCCCGCUACCCCCUAAAUCCCCCAGCUUCCAGGCCCCACCGCAGAAGGCCAGUGCGCAGGCCUUGCCCGCCCUGCCUGCCCCUCCGGGCUCCCAGCCGUUCCUGCAGAAGAAGAGGCACGGCCGACCAGGGGCCGGUGGGGGAAAGCUAAAUCCACCUCCAGCACCCCCUGCGAGAUCACCCACCACAGAGCUUUCAAGCAAGAGCCAGCAGGCCACAGCCUGGACCCCGACGCAGCAGCCUGGAGGUCAACUGCGAAAUGGAAGCCUGCACGUCAUUGAUGACUUUGAGUCUAAAUUCACGUUCCAUUCUGUGGAAGACUUUCCCCCUCCGGAUGAAUAUAAACCAUGCCAGAAGAUUUACCCCAGCAAGAUCCCCAGAAGCCGUACACCUGGUCCCUGGCUCCAAGCGGAGGCAGUUGGGCAGAGCUCUGAUGACAUCAAAGGCAGAAAUUCUCAGUUAUCUCUAAAGACUCUUCGGUGAGAAGACAGAUGAAGCCAAGGUCCUGGGGUUCCAGGUUGCAGAACAACAUGUCAGACCCCACCCACCCCAUGCUCAAGCUGUAAUUCAGUUGGCAUACAGGCUUGGAAUUGAGAAUUUAUUUAUUGUAAAUACGUGGUUUGCACGGGCUUUAAAGCAGUAUUUUAAUUGACUUUUAUUUCAGUAAUAUUUUUUAAAACACCCCUCAUUUUUCCAUUUUUUACAUUGCAUCUUGGCAUUUGUCUGUCAGCACAGAUAGAGCCCUGUCCCUCCACCUAAUGCCCAUUCUAUGACUGUGAAUAUGCUUGCAGGCUGGCCCUUCCUAGAUUCUGAACCGUUUGUAGAGAGUCUUUAAUUUGCCAGGUAGCCCCAAAGUUAUAAAUAUCCACAAAGGCUUCUUAUUGGCAUAAUUUCAUAUUCUUAUCACACUAACUGCAAAAUCAAACCAAAUAAUGCCUUAUCAAUGAUGCAGCUCAGAGGAAGUAGUGUGUCCCCCACACCCAGACAGUGCCACGCAGCCUCCAGGGAACGAGAUGCCAUGUCUCGCUUCCAUUUUGCAGUACAGGGAUUUUUUUUUUUUUUUGCUACCUGAUGUAAAUAUAUCACAAAGUAAAGGCAAGAGUGGGCUUGGCCCUCCGAUGCCAACCACAGGGCCCCUUUUGUAACUGAAUAAUCCUCCAAGUAGCCAGUGCUCCUACUGUUUACAGUGUCCCUAGUGCCCAAGUCUCUGUCACUUUCCUCCUGUUCCCUCCAAGUUCCCAGUCCCAUCCCAGUAGCCAGCUUUAUGAGAUUUUGGUAUUUCUUCCCUACAGAUUAAAAACAUAUACAACUCAUCAUUAUGCUAAACUACCAAUUGUAUCUCAGAGGUCUCCCCUUCUGCCCUUGCUUCGAGUGUGGACUUCCAUGGAAAAUAUGACAUGAAAAAGUGUAGAACGAAACAUCGUGUGAAAUACCUGCCACAAAUACCUGGUGCCUCACCGCCCCCAUCUUAGGAUCCUUGGAGCCACCCGUCAGGCAAAACUUAGCUCCCUUCUGAGCUAAAGGAGAACCUUGCCUGACAACUCCACAUUCAUUCCCUUGUGUUGGGCACCUGUCUGUGGGGAGAUGUGUGCAAGCUCAGCCACUCUGAAUAUGGAAAAGGUCGGGCCGGGCUGGUCCUGCUCUUCACUCCCUCUUCUUGAUCCUGUAGGGAGUGGAAGUGUGUUUUUGCUUGCUGCCUGACCCCUGAUGUUCCCCAUCUUUGGUCGGGGAAGACUGUGACAGAGAAAGGAGAAAAAAUAGAAGGAAACAGACUGAUCCUUGGGCUGUGCUCAAAAUAGCUGCCCUUUAAAGGAAAUCAGGCAGGGAGGGGAGGGAAACCAGCGAAAAAGAAAUUUGCUUUGCAACAACCCAUGCACACAUUCACCCCUGAAGUAUAUCGUGUCCAGACCAAGCCAUCCAGAAAGGUAGGCGGUCAGGAGGGUGUGGGCAAACAGGACUGCAUCUGCCUCACUGUUGUCUGGAGUACAGACACAGGUAGUGUCCUGCAGCAGUGCUGUGCUUUCUCAUUCCAGAUGGAAGCAAGUGAGCCAGGGUCAAAUUCCCUUCUCCAGGGAAAUGAAUCAAGCCCAAACUGUAACAGCUAAAUAAGUAGAAGUUUUUGCAGGUCAUCAGCUCUGGGCAUAACUAAUUUGUUUUAUUGGUUCUGGAAGAUUUCCAAAAAUCCAGAAUUUAUUAUUAUAACCGUGUCCACUCCACAACCCUCACAGUUGUGUAAAAUAAUUAUAAAAGUUUUAAUUAUCCUGAUUAAGAAGACCCUAGACAAAGGCAAUUCCACCUUCAGAGUAGACUGUCUGCCCUAAUGAGGUAUUUAGACAUUCGUGUCCCCUGUGGCUGGGAUGGAAAUUAAAAUAACACUAUUUAAGGACAGAGCAGGCCAGGAGCAGUGGCUCAUGCAUGUAAUCCCAGCAUGGGAGGCUGAGGUGGGUGGAUUACUUGAGGUUAGGAGUUCAAGAUCAGCCUGGCCAACAUGGUGAAACCCUGUCUACUCAAAUACAAAAAAUUAGCCAGGUGUGGUGGCUCACACCUGUAAUCCCAGCAACUUGGGAGGCUCAGGCACAAGAGUUGCUUGAACCCUGGAAGCGGAGGUUGCAGUGAGCUGAGAUGGCGCCACUGCACUCCAGCCUGGGCAACAGAGCGAGACCCAAAAAAAAAAAAAAAAAAAAAAAGGGGACAGAGGGGAGGAAGGAGCAGAAACCAAAAAUGGCAAUUAGGGAGAAAUCUCAGGAAUGUGGCAUCCCAUCUCCCCUUGAGACCUAUCACUGAAUUACUGAAUUCACAACCCUUCGAGCUCAUGCUGGUGCACUGAGUUCCUUGGGCACUGUAAAGGUUUAACCCCUUGACUGUAAACUCAUACUUAGAGACAUCUGAGUCACACAGUCCCCGCCAUUGUCACAUAUUCUCACUGACACUGCAGUCUGUGACUCUUCCAAUGUUUCACAUGUAUUUUAUUUUUAUUGAUGACUCCUUCUGCAGAUUCAUUUCUUUGUACUUAAUAAACUUUAGUAAGUGGAAA
Pongo pygmaeus (Bornean orangutan) is the source of this 4688-nucleotide messenger RNA. RefSeq names its product WAS/WASL interacting protein family member 3 (gene WIPF3). The transcript is spliced from 10 exons. Bases 668 to 2137 code for a protein of 489 amino acids. NCBI's taxonomy places the organism in Eukaryota, Metazoa, Chordata, Mammalia, Primates, Hominidae. Gene Ontology annotation, molecular function: gamma-tubulin binding; alpha-tubulin binding; actin binding. The record is from RefSeq and is a predicted model, not a curated record. Gene Ontology annotation, biological process: endocytic recycling; retrograde transport, endosome to Golgi; exocytosis. Gene Ontology annotation, cellular component: early endosome; recycling endosome; WASH complex.